AUGCCAUAAUUAACCCCUUAAACACUUAAUAGGUUAUGUGAAUACUUUUUGUAUUUAGCAAAAUUAGAAUCUGAAAUAGAAAUUAUUAGAAAUCUCCUUUGUGAACACAAUCUUUUUCAUCCAUUAUUCAUUUUUAAACACAUUGAUGGAAUCUCCAUUAAUCCUAAAGGUCAAAUAGAACCUCCAGAUCUAUUACUAUUUCUAGAAGACAAUGGUUUUGUUCACAAUUUACAAGGAUGUAUACAAUUUAUUGAUUUAUAUGAUGAAGAGUCUAAAGGAUUUUUACUCUAUUCAUAGUAAAUAUUUUCUAUUAUCAUUUUAGAUUUCUAAGAAUUUGUUUACCUCAAAAUAAUGUUACCUUAAGAUAAAAAAUUGCACUCUAAAAUGUUGAUCAUCCUCAUUUAGACCAAAAGAUAUCUUAUACACUAGGAAAAUUAAUCAAUUAUGAAAUUUAAGCAAUGUAAAAUACCUCCUCAUUCAUUUAAAAACUAUAAGAUUCUUCAGAUUUUAGUCCCUCUACUUGUUUUGAAUUUAUAGAUUCAUAAAAUUCAUAAAUCUUAAUGAUUUCUAACUUUAAGGAUCUCUUUUAACAUUCAGCCAUUAUUAUAUAUCCACAUGAACUUCAAUCACUCUUCAAAAGAUUCGAUCUUCUAAAUGAUGGAGUUAUUGAUAAAUUAGAAUUUAUGAAAUACUUUAAAAAAAGAGUUAUUCAUCCUAAAGAAUUCAAAACACCCAUUAAAGAAAAAUCUUAUCUAAAUAAUUUCAAAGAAAAAAACUAAUAAAAAUAACUAUAAUCUUAACAAUCAAACAGAUAAAAUAAACCAUAAACAACUCCUAUUAAAAAAUUAAAUUCUAUCUUAAAAUAAACAGGUGAAUCACCAAAAAAGGAAUUUGAUAAUCAAAGAUCAGUUAGUUUUGUUGAAAGUUCUAAGACUUGUAAGACUUAAAAUCUUAAUUCUAGCUAUAUAUUUAAAACUCCCAAUACAUAAAAUAAAAAAUAUAUUGAUUAAAAAACAGAAUUGAGAGCUUAAAUGUAAUUAUUCAAAGUCUAAAAACAACAUUUAAAUUUUGAUAACUCUACAAUUAAGAAAUCUACUUAAAAACUUCCUCAAAAAAAUAAUACUAAAUAAUCACCUAAAAAAAAUAAUAAGAAAUUCUUUAAUCCUUCUUAAUUUUUAAAAGAUAUAUUAAUUAAAUUAAUGAACUUUGAAAAAGAAAUCGAAAAUAUUAAAUUCAAUUUAUACACUAGUUCUGAUUUUUCCAUCUAUAAUGUAUUUAGAGUUUUAGAUAAAAAGGAAAUUGGAUACUUAGUUGCUGAAGAUCUAGAAUAAUUUAUUAAUAAAUAAAAUCUUUAACUUAUAUUGAAGAAGAUAUCUUCAGAUGGUAGAAUCAAAUUAAAUUAAUUUAUUUAAUUAUUAUAACCUUUGUCAAUUUAGGAACAAUAAUUUAGUAAAAAGUAAAUUUUAAAUGAGAAAUACUUAAUUUAAGGAAGAAUAAAUUAAUUACUCUCUCUACUGUUUGAAAAAAUAUAUUAAAGAGAAUAGUUUCUAGAGUAAAUCAUUUAGGAAAUAAAACAUAAUUAAUAAUAUGACAUAAAAUAUUUGUUCAUGAUGAUUGAUGAAGAUUCUUGUGAUAAUGAAAUUAGCUUAAAAGAUGUAAGAAUAAAAUAAAUAAAUAUUUUUUAGCUUGAUUCAUUUUUGUAUAAAGAAGAGGUGUAACCAGAAUUAGAAGAUUUAGAAUUACUUUUUAAUAGAUUGGAUACUGAUAGAGAUGGGAAGGUAUCAUUUCCAGAUUUUAUUAACAUUUUUUCUUUUUGA
Messenger RNA from Paramecium sonneborni, 1817 nucleotides. The record is from the annotation of a GenBank genome assembly. NCBI's taxonomy places the organism in Eukaryota, Ciliophora, Oligohymenophorea, Peniculida, Parameciidae.